Molecule: messenger RNA, 645 nt
Organism: Haliotis rufescens (red abalone)
Lineage: Eukaryota; Metazoa; Mollusca; Gastropoda; Lepetellida; Haliotidae
Product: S-antigen protein-like
Exons: 2
Coding region: 1-645 (214 amino acids)
Source: RefSeq, a predicted model, not a curated record
AUGGUUGUUGGGCCUGCACGGGCGGGUGGGCCUACAGGGCCAGGGGGACUCACGGGCGGGUGGGCCUACAGGGCCAGGGAGACUCACGGGUGGGUGGGCCUACAGGGCCAGGGGGACUCACGGGCGGGUGGGACACAGGCCAGGGGGACUCACGGGCGGGUGGGCCUACAGGGCCAGGGAGACUCACGGGUGGGUGGGCCUACAGGGCCAGGGGGACUCACGGGCGGGUGGGACACAGGCCAGGGGGACUCAUGGGUGGGUGGGCCUAAAGGGCCAGGGAGACUCACGGGCAGGUGGGACACGGGCCAGGGGGACUCACGGGCGGGUGGGACACGGGCCAGGGGGACUCACGGGCUGGUGGGACACGGGCCAGGGGGACUCACGGGCAGGUGGGACACGGGCCAGGGGGACUCACGGGUGGGUGGGACACGGGCCAGGGGGACUCACGGGUGGGUGGGCCUAAAGGGCCAGGGGGACUCACGGGUGGGUGGGCCUAAAGGGCCAGGGGGACUCACGGUUUACAUCUCGAUGCGAGAUGGCGAGAGGGCUGGUGCAUUGUGGGAGAUGCGCAACUGGGUGUCACUGGACAGAAAUCUCACAGACGAGACAAAAGCAAUGUUUGCCGCUGAUUGCCGCAAAGUUUGA